UUUGCAAGGUGCAUAGCUACUUUCAUCGCCGUACCUUUCGUUACCUAGUUGGAGAUCCGAGCGUGGUGGGUUUUAAACGAUUACACGGUUUUUUUUUAAUAUAUAUAAUUUUUACAGAUUUGGAAUAGUUUUAGUUCUGGUUUAAGAAGCGAGUUUUGUUUGCGUUAACUAAUUUUAUAGUGGAAGCCCGCUGAGGAGAGAGAGAGAGAGAGAGAGAGAGCGCACUCUCACUCAGUCAGUGUCACAGCUGCUGUGUUUGUGUUGAUGUUGUGGGCAGCGGUGUCGGUGCCGGGUUACAGUCGCGAUUUAGCAAAGACGCGUGGGAAAAAAAACCCACUGUAUCAAAAAAAUAAUAAUAAAAUGGGCCGGCAGUGGCAUUUUAUUGUCGCAUUAUUUUUCCUCCCCGCGGUGUUCAGUGUGGAUUUCGGCGGAGUGAGAGUGAACCGUCGCGCGCGCUCUGUUCACAUGAUUGUGGAGAGUCAGAUCCGGUCGGAUUUGUCACAUCAGCAUGCCGUGCAGAAGAGAAGCGCUGAAGAUGGAGCGGACACCUGUAAAGGUCUACAGGGAUACACAGCGAAAUUAUCCAACAACACACACAGUAACACAUUUAAUGAUCUCAGUGGAUCAGUGGCUCUGGCCUGGAUAGGAGAUGGAACAGGGGUCGUGCUGGCCUUGACUACCUUUCAGAUUCCCAUUUUCUUGAUGCGAUUUGGCCAGUCCAAACUUUAUAGAAGUGAGGACUACGGAAAGACAUUUCAGGACGUCACAUAUCUUAUUAAUAACACGUUUAUCAGUACUGAGUUUGGGAUUGCCAUUGGCCCUGAGAAUUCUGGGAAGGUGAUCCUUACAGGAGAUGUGUCUGGAAGCAGCGGAUCCAGGAUCUUCCUGUCCACUGACUUUGGGAACAGCUUUGCUCCUUCAGACCUGCCUUUCAACCCUCGCAUGCAGAUUAUGUAUAACCCCCAAAAUCCCAGUGUCCUCGUGGCCAUUAGUGUCAAGAAUGAACUCUGGAUUUCAGAAGAUUUCGCUGUGAACUGGAAGAAACUCUACGAGACUGUGUGUGUGGUGAAAUGGGGAGAAGACAACACACUCUUCUUCUCCACCAACCUGAAUGGAUCCUGCAAUGACCGAGGGGAGCUUGUCCUGAUGAAAUCAGUAGACUAUGGCAAGACGUUUAAGGCAGUUGCUGAAAAGAUUUUUUCCUUUGGGAUUGGUGGCCGUUUCCUGUUCGCCUCAGUCAUGACUGGGACAGGAAUGAUGCGGGCGAUCCAUGUGUCCACAGACCAGGGUAAGGAGUGGAACAUGGCUCAGCUUCCACCUGUAGGCCAUGAACAGUUCUACUCUAUACUGGCAGCCAACGAUGAAAUGGUCUUUAUGCAUGUAGAUGAACCUGGGGACACUGGCUUUGGCACCAUCUAUGUGUCAGACAGUAGGGGCAUGGUGUACUCCAAAUCUCUGGAACGCCACCUCUACACGGCUACAGGCGGUGACAACGACUUCACAAACGUCACGUCACUCAGAGGAGUGUUCAUGACUAGUGUACUAGCUGAAGACAGCUCUGUGCAGACGGUGGUGACGUUUGAUCAGGGAGGAGAGUGGGUGCCCUUGAAGAAACCAGAGAACAGCCAAUGUGAUUCCACAGCUAAAGAUAAAAAUAAGUGUAGUCUUCACAUUCAUGCUUCUUAUAGUAUCUCCAUGAAGCUUAAUGUUCCACUGCUGCCUCUGACUGAGCCUAAUGCUCUAGGACUGAUAAUUGCUCAUGGCAGUGUAGGCGAUGCCAUGUCGCUGUUGACUCCCGAUGUAUUUGUGUCUGAUGAUGGUGGCUACACAUGGCUGCGCGCACUUAAGGGCCCGCAUCACUACGCCAUCCUGGAUUCAGGAGGCCUGCUGGUAGCUGUUGAGCACAGCAUUAGCGUGCCAGUUUCUCAGAUCAAAUUUUCCACAGAUGAGGGUCAAUGCUGGCAUGUCUACAACUUCACCAAGGAGCCGAUAUACUUCACUGGGCUCGCCUCGGAGCCAGGCGCUCACUCCAUGAACGUUAGCCUUUGGGGCUACAGAGAUUCUCUGCUAAGCCAGUACUGGGUCUCAGUCACCAUCGACUUCAAAGAGCUGCUCACUCGUGACUGUGUUGAUAACGACUACGUGCAGUGGCUGGCACAUUCAGAUGACCUCAGUGAUCCUAACGAUGGCUGCAUGCUGGGUUAUAAGGAGCGUUUUCUGCGGCUCAAGAAGGACUCGGUGUGUUGGAAUGGACGUGAUUAUGUUGUCACCAAGGAGCCCACACCUUGUCCUUGCACGCUAGAUGACUUCCUUUGUGACUUUGGAUAUUACCGUAAAGAGAACAGCUCUGAGUGUUUGGAGCAGAUUGAGCUCAAAGGCCAGGAUCUGGAAUUCUGCAUCCAUGGCAAGAAGGAACACCUACAGACCAAUGGGUAUCGGAAGAUUCCAGGAGAUAAAUGUGAAGGUGGCGUAAACCCUGAGCGAAAAGUGAUCGAUAUGAGUAAAAAGUGUGUCAGCGAUCUUUUGGAUCCACAGCUGCAGACUCAGGACGCAGUGAAGCCCAAACACUCUGCCCUUAUUAUCGUGGUGGUCAUCGCCAUCCUGCUGAUCAGUUGUGUAACUGGGGUUUUUCUUGUGAAGAAGUACAUCUGUGGUGGAAGAUUCCUGGUGCACAGGUACUCGGUCCUGCAGCACAAUGCCGAGGUUAACGGCAUAGAGGGAGUGGACGAGCCUUUGGAUACGAAUGUGGCCGGACACCCCAAGACCAGCUUUCAUGAGGACUCGGAUGAGGACCUUCUGGAAUAACAGCAACGAGUCAGCGCCAGCAGAAAGUGUGAGCUCUGUCUCCUUUAAUGCCACAGGCACCUUUGCUGUUAUUUCUAUUCCUGCUCUAAAGCACAACCCAGCCUCAAGCGUCUUCAGGCCUUGAAUAACUCCGCUAUAGUUCCUGCUUCUUUAGUAGGAGUGAAUUGCAGUUUUGCUAUAAAAACAUCUCAUGAACUUAGCUGUGCAGCCAGUGGUUAAAUGACUUGAGUUUAAAUAAUAUCUUGCCCUAGGGAGCAGGCUCUAUAGGAGGACACUAUCUCAGAAUUAACAGUGGGGCACUCGUCACUUGCCAUAACUCUUCUACAGAAUGCUUCACCUUCUUUAGUAAUAAAUACAGUUCAGAAUAAGUGUGACUGAAUGUAAUGUAUGACGUUAGUCCAGGGAUAAGUCAAUCCUAUUGCCUCAAUAUUUGACAGAAGCAUGAAAUGACUGUGAUGGAUAUAUUUUUGAUAUUAGAUGUAUUUUCCCCGUCUCUGUUAUUUGAAAAUACGAUCCGAUAAAAAUAGGUUUAUCAGAAAGCAAUAAAAUGCGUAGAUACAGUGCAUCUGCAUGUAUCGGCAUACUCCUAGGCCAUACUUUUUCUCAGUUUCUCAAAAAUGGAGAAAGGACUUUAGUUUACCUAAAAUAAUGCUACUGUGUAGACGGUUAUUAUAAAACUCCUUCUAGCUGUAUAGUCAUUUAGAAGGUUAACUUAUUUUACCCACUGGAAGGGAAAAAUUUAAACGUGUAAAGAAACGGUGUGGUUUUAUCUAAUAAGUAUAUUGUACAUGUCCUGAGAGAAAUUUGUAGUUGACUGUUUUGUGGAAGAGUUUUCUGACGUGUUGCGAUGCAGUUUUUUUUUUGCACUGUGAAAUACAAAACUAACACAAAGCCAACGGCUACUUUCAUAAAAUAUCAAGUUAUGAGCACAACCGUGACAUUCCAAAGCCCUACUUGCAGACAGACAUGAGUCAUAUCAGGGUAAAUGUGAAGGAAACAUAGUUACACUUAAAAGUAGCACAAUGUCUGACUUUCCCACAUUUUGAGUUUGUAUGCUCAGGUGAAAACGACCAGUAAUUCCAAAAAGUUGAGCAAUACCUUGUCAUGAUUAGUUGACUCGGACAUGAGCUCAGCGAUUGCAGACCUGCCCCAUUGUGUUUAACUGAGAACGAGGAAAGAUUUCCCUUUCCUGUAAGCAACCCAGGCUGGAGCUUUCACAAUCUUUUAAGUUUGACUAUUCAAAUCAGUAGAAUCUGCGAUGCCUUUUGAGAUCCUGUGUUUUUUGGGGUUUUUUCAGACUAUUUUAUUCGCCAUUUGGGAGUUUUAGCUUCUUAUGAGAUCCUCAGUGUAACAAAAACCUUCCAUCACCUGCCUAUUUUUAGUGACCCUGUGGAACAGUGGCAGAAAUACUCUGUAAAGUAAUGCUUUGUAGUUAGUUCUUCUCGUUAGUGUUUACAAAAGCUCAAAGAUGACUCCAGUAUCCUCUUAUAUAUGACCAUUAACUUUCAGCGAGACAGAUUUUAUUAAGUAAUAAUGGUGUGUAUGUUCAUUCAAGUGCCUAACGUGAAGGUAUGUGUGCCUUCAGAAAGAACCAUUAUGCCCAUCUUGUUAAAUCAUUCAAAGUUAGGAGGCCGAUUUGUUGUAUUUUUUUUUU
This is a messenger RNA of Neoarius graeffei (lesser salmon catfish), 4459 nucleotides long. RefSeq names its product sortilin 1b (gene sort1b). Gene Ontology annotation, cellular component: membrane; Golgi apparatus. Lineage: Eukaryota; Metazoa; Chordata; Actinopteri; Siluriformes; Ariidae. The transcript has 20 exons. Bases 265 to 2805 code for a protein of 846 amino acids. Gene Ontology annotation, molecular function: protein binding. The record is from RefSeq and is a predicted model, not a curated record. Gene Ontology annotation, biological process: endocytosis; vesicle organization; Golgi to endosome transport.